AUGUUUCCUGGUACCAUGCGUCUUGGAGGAGAUCAUGGGGUAUUGGAGGUGGAGUUUCAAGUGGAGGGAAAGACGGUCGUGAAACGAGAUCUAUCCUUGUAUAACUGUCAAUUAAAUCAGAAUUGUACCGGCUGUACAGAUAGUUCAUUUGGAUGUAAAUGGUGUCAUUUUCGGGGAAUGUGUGUCGAUGCUGCCGCUGGUGACUGUAUAAAUCAGACAGUUCCAGCUAUAACGUCAUCCAGUAAAUGUCCUAGAUUAGAGACGACAGCUGGCGAUACAGAUGUUGUGGUGCAUUCUGGGCAAUAUAAGAAAAUUGCUGUACGAGUCACAGAUUUAUUGCCAGACCAGCUAACAAACAUUUUGUGCUUGUUCUCAUAUGAAGGAGACGUUAAGUUUACACCAGGCAGUAUAACAGCAUCCAAGUUGAUCUGUGAACCACUCAUGUUUGAAUAUAAGGAUGCAAAUUUACCGUUAGUAACUGCAGUGUUUACUGUAACCGCUGGCAACAAUAGUCUUCCAUUAGAUAAUCCACAGAAUAUCAAACUGAGAAUAUAUAAAUGUGGUCCCAUGGUAACCAACUGUGGACAGUGUUUGACAAUGGACCCGGAGUACGAGUGUGGAUGGUGUACAGCUGGAAUAGCACAGUGUUCCCUCAAGUCUGACUGUCCGUCUACAGACUGGUUAGGUAGAAGUGCAACCUGUCCAAAUCCACAGAUUCUCAGGUUUAGUCCAAUGGCGGGGCCUAUUCAAGGACGAACCAAUAUCUCUGUCACUGGGCUGAACCUGGGAAAGAAAUACAUGGACCUUGAAGUAACUGUAGCUGGUGUUGAAUGUGUGGUACAACCUUAUGAAUAUGAGUCAUCUCAGGGGUUCUUAUGCCAGACUGUUGGACCUGAUACUCCUAAAACAGGAAUCAUAAAAGUUAAAGUAGCAGGGAAACACACUGCCAGAUCUGACAGUAAAUUCUUGUUUGUGGAUCCGGAGGUAACAGAUAUAACCCCUAAGAAAGGUCCAGUGUCAGGGGGAACAUAUAUUACAAUCGGUGGAGAACACAUGGAUGCGGGUACCAUGACAACCGUUAGUGUUGGAGGAAGUCCAUGCAACGUCAUAAGUUCAAAUAUUAGUACCCUGGAAUGUAUGACAUCACAGCAAUCAGCCAAUGAGAACGAAGUAGAUGUAGAGAUUAAUUUUGGCGGGUUGAACAAGCUAGCGAUCGAGAAAUUUACAUAUGUGAAAGACCCAGAAAUCACAAUGAUGGAGCCGAAGAAAACUAUACUAAGUGGAGGAACUACAAUCACAGCCAUGGGAAGUCAGAUGCAGUUUAUACAGAGACCACAGUUCUUCGUGGAACAUGGAAAUAAACAAAUCACUACUGAUUGCCAGCUUAUUCCAUUAACUGCAUGGCUACAGUGUUGGACUCCCAAACUGAACUUUCCCGGAGAAAACAUUACCGAGACCAGUCCAAAGGAAGUGCAUUAUGGGUUUAAUCUUGACGGUGUUACGACAUAUAGGAAUCUAUCGGCCAAUCCACAGUUUGGUCCCCUGCUGUACUAUCCAGACCCGAUUAUUGAGAACUUGCCCGUACCUGCAAAUGGCGGGAAAAAAUACUCCAAAGAUGAUCCCCUUGUGAUAAAGGGUAACUUCAGACGUAUUAACCCGGUCAUAUCUGAUGUCAGUGUAACAGUUGGUGAUGCCCCCUGUUUGAAGCCAACUGCUACAGAUGAGGCUAUAUCAUGUUCAUCACCUGAUCAACCUAAUGUUGAUAACAAUGGAAAUGCUUUAGUUGUGUUACAAAUCGGGAAUGUCGAGAAGGAAGUUGGAUAUGUCAAAUACUACGAUACUGAUGACAAGGAAAAACCAAUAGCGAUCGGAAUUAUCCUCGGUGUUGUCUUACCAAUUAUUGCCAUUAUAACGCUACUCGCCAUCUGUGUGAUACGUCGCCACCGGAAACACAAACCAAGUGAGAAUUAUAUUCCGGAUGUUUGGAAGGAGGAAAAGAAAGAGGGAGAAGAAACCGAGUUAAAUCAUGUGUCUGUAAAAGCUGAUAUGAACGGAUCUAUCCCUGACGACAAAGACACAGCUCCCUAUAUAGAAGAAUUAUUAAGUAAAGUAGAAGAUGAACAUAUUAAACAGGGUAUUCAACAGCUUCUAAUAGCACGUAGCAAGCUUGAUAUAGGAGAUAUACUAGGAAAAGGAAAUUUUGGAGUUACCUACAAGGCCACCUAUAGUGAAACGGAUGAAGAGAUCCCAAAAGAUGUGGUGGUCAAAACAUUACAAGGUUCACAAUCAGACAGUGAAAGUGUCUCCCAGUUCCUCAACACUGUAUCUCAGCUACAAAGAUUACAACAUCCUGGCAUUAUGCCAAUAACUGGAGCAUGUAUUACGGUUUCUAGUGAUCCAAUGGUUAUCUUCCCUUUCUCUCAGCAUGGUGAUCUCAAGUCAUAUGUACGGGACUCUAAUAAGGAACUUAAAGUGGCAGACCUACUGGAUUUUGGUCACCAGAUUGCAGAAGCUAUGAAUUACCUUAGCAACAAGGCUGUUGUCCAUGGCAACCUAGCUUUAAGAAAUUGUUUUCUGAAUGAGCAGAAGAAAGUUUUGGUAGGAGAAUAUGGCCUCUAUACCAAUCUUUUUACGAAAGAUCAAUACACGAGGGAAACGGACAAAAACAAGUCUCUAGUCAAAUGGGCCGCCCCAGAAGUGUUAGACGGCGAAGAUUUUAGUGUCCUAACUUCAAAUUCAGACGUGUGGUCAUAUGGUGUUGUAUUAUGGGAACUUUUGACAAGGGGAGUAACUCCGUACCCUGAUGUAGAUAACUCUGAUGUGGCUGCUCAUGUUAAGGAAGGAAAGAGAUUGAAGAAGCCAAAGGAAUGUCCAGAAGAUGUGUACGGAUUAAUGCAACGCUGUUGGACGUUGGACGGUAACUCACGGCCGACAUUCCAACAGAUUUCCGAUGAGAUUCAGAUAUUUAUGUCGGGUGAAACUGAGGAGCAAAAUGUUGGUGAAUCAACUCCUUUACAGGACAAUAAUGUUGUAACUGCUGGUGAAAUGGUGUGAAACUAUAUCUCAUCUGAAUAUAAAGGCGAAAGGAAAAGUUAUAUGAGCACUAAUGGGGAUCAAAUCCAAGACUUGACCAUGUGUGAAAACGUUUAGUGUUAUAUGUGACCAGACUCAUGAAAAUUCUGUGUUGAAAAUAUGAAAUUUUGCUCUCUUUACUUUUAACCUCUUUUAGGGGAAAAUUCUCAUGCUGCAAGCUGCAUAUAUAAACAUUGUGACACAGUAAUUCUUCUGGUUGGAUGAUGCUGGAUAUUUAACAAAAGUAUGUAAAGAUAUCAAAGAAAUCAAGGUAGACCAUCUAUACCAUCCUGGCUAUUUCAGUCGAGGACCUAUAAUCUUUCAAGAUUUUACCGUAUGUGGUGUCAAGAUAUAUUUGAAUCUAAGAUUCAUAAUCUUUUACUGUAUGAAUUCUGUUUUUAAGACUUUAUGGCGACAUAGUCUCACUUUGUUGAUGAGGUAAUGAAUGUUGCCUUUAUAUCGCCGUCUGUGUUUAACUGAUAUGUCUAUGUGUGUGUAUAUAUAUAUAGGUGAUAUUUAUGUAAGGCAGAGGUAUUACAAUUUCUCAGUAAUAAAAUUAAUUCACAAUAUAUUCCGUUAAAAAAUUAUCUUUCAAGGUAUUUUUAGCCAAAAUCAUCUUUCCUGUUUCAGCUCCAUAUGGCCUAAAUUGUGUUUGUGCAUUGUAAAAUGAAACGAAACAAAAAGGUAUAUUUGUUAAUACAAUUACUUUUGUAAUAUUUAGAUAAGCUUUUGUUUUAAAUUUAAAUAAUGUUUUGUGUGGUAUCUGUGAAUUUGAAACAAAAUUAUAUUUCAUAGAAAAAUGCAAUUUGAAAAUCAAAAAGGAAAGAUAUUUGAAGGAAAUUUUAUGAAGAAACUUCGUUCAUAUUAAAUGAUUGUGAAUAUUGAGAAAUUGUAAUAUCUAAGGCUGUCUAAUAUGUGUUGUAAAGUUUAGCUUUUGUAUGAUAAUAAGUGCCAAAUGAACAAACUGUAUAGAUUGACUUUGUCUGAGACAAGAGACACACAAGAAUGACAAGUGUUUUUUACUGUUUUUGAGACUUAAGUAGAUUUUUAAUAAACCUUUAGCCUGCUGGCAGCAAUUUAUCAAUCCAUGUGACCAGUACGGACCAGAAUCAGCUGGCAUAUCCUUGCCAUGUGAUAAUGGUCUGCACUGUUUACUUUUUAAGUCAGUACAUAGUUUGAAAUUUUCCAUAAAAAUGAUGAAUGGUUUUGUCCAGUUUGAAAUUUCAGAUAUUUAGUAUGAUAAUGGUUAAAUCCAUUUCGUGCUCUCUAAAAGAUCCAAUAAACAAGGGGAAAAAACUAUGACCUGUAGACCCUUAAUGAAGUUUUAACAAGGUUUAGAUCAUGAGAAUGUCCUCGUGGGGAUUUUCGAUUUGGCAUCAGCCAUGAUAAAAUUUCUUUGAAAAAAAAUUUUUAUAGGGCAAAAUUUCAGCACAAGGUCCAUAAAAAGUCCGCAAUGACAAGAGGCCCAUCAAGGAGCCUUUCAUAAGAGGACACAAUUCAGAUAAUUUUGAUUAUGCUAUAAUCAGAUAAAAUAGUGGACCUUGAAAAAGUUAAAAUAGGACAUAACCAAUAUAGGGAACAUGAAUAGACCAGUGCAUUGAGAUUUUCAAAAAGCUCUGAAAAGCAGAAAAUUAUGCCUAAAAUACUAAACUGCGAUAUGUUUUACCAAACGAUAACUUGACUGCUGAAUUUUCAUGUUUGUGCCUUUAAUGUUUAAAAAGGCCUUUUUUUAACAUUUUGUAAUAUUCUUUUAUGUAUUUUUUUACUGGCUAAUUUUACUUGUAUUUUUUUAUUCUGCUUUAUUUUUUUUUGUAUUGCCAAAUGGUAUCAAAUUGUUUUUUUGUUGUUUUUUUUUAAUUGCAUCAACGUUGCAAUAUAUGUCCGUGUUUUAAGUAAAACAACAUACUUAUGAUGCAUGUAACUGGUGGGCUGUUACAUUAACUUAAAAAAUGUAUGUUACCUACAGUUUGUCCAAAUGAUAUUAUUUUUUGGUGCUAUGUUUUUAUUUCUCGAUAUAUUGCAUUUCUCAUUAUUAUUUUGUUGCAUUUUUUGUAAGACAAAUGUUGUCCUUUAUUAUUAAAGCAAUUUUGGAGAAUUUAGUGACUUGAAUUGUUUACAAUGCAGGACAAAAUUAAUUACUUUCAUGCUGAUUUAAAACUGAAAAAUCGUAUUAUUCAUAAGGGUUCUAAUUUUUGUGGUUUUCAUUUAAAGGUCAAUCCAAGCAUGUGUUUUUGGGCUAAGAUUUAAUUGACUUGUACCAAAGGUUUUAAGGCCUACUUAUUGUGUUUGGGGGCCGUAUGACCAGUAAAUUGUCAAUGUCGCUGUUAAACUCAUUGUGGUUUGGUUUGGGAUUGUUACAGUCUAUGUCAUUCAGGGGUAAAUUCAAUUUUAUCUACCUUUUCUCUUAGUAAAAUAAUGUUUGUUACGUUUGGCAAAGUGGUGACAGGGAUUAUCCAUGGGAAUGAAAAUCACAAUGACGAAUAUUUUUUUUAUUUUCUUGAUUUCAGAAAAUUUCAUAUUUACUUUGUUUCCUUAUUGUUUACACUUUAUUCAUUAAGCAAAGAUAAUUAUUAUUUUCAGAAUUUCCAUCUGCAUCCGCUAUUCUGUCCUGCCGUUUAAAAUAUUUUAAGAAAAUAAGUCACUUAAUUCUCUCUUUUAAUUAGGUCAGUGCCGUGUUUCGUAGCAGAAGGCAGCAAUUGUUUUUGUUAUUUCCACUGUGCUUGUUACAUUAAAAAUAUCUACAGUUUGAAAGUUAUGAAGUACAGAGAGAAAGAAAGGUGUGUUUUAUAAUUGGUGUAUAAUUUUUUCUUAUGUUUAGAAAAUAAAGUUAACUGAACCAGUAUUUUAAGAAAAUGCUGUCAAGCAAAAACAUAAAUAUUUGAAAUUAAUUACGGUUUUUAAAACUGCUGUUCUUGUAGUCAAACGUUUUAAAUUAAAUUAAUAAAUGCAAGUUAAAGAGUGACAUCUUUUCUCUUUAUUUAUAUUGAAAAUAUUGUUAAAAAUUUGUUUAUACAAUUUUAAUUUGAUAUUAACAGUUUUUAUAAAUGAGCUGCGUCACGACAAAACCAACAUAGUGCGUUUGCGACCAGCAUGGAUCCGCGCAGUCUGAUCAGGAUCCAUGCUGUUCGCUAAGCAACCCUAUUACAAGUAGAGAAACUGAUAGCGAACAGCAUGGAUCCUGAUCAGGCUGGUCUUGAUUCAUGCUGGUCGCAAACACACUAUGUUGGUUUUGUCGUUACGCGGCUCAAAUGAUGCAUAAUACAUGUACUGAUACAGUUUUAGCAUAAAAUGCAUGUAGUGUUGUGAAUUCAUUUAACAUAAUAUUUUGUAUUAUAUAACUUAUAAAUUUAUAAAAUUUUGUAUACAAUGUUUUUACACUUUCUUUUAUCAGACUGUUUUUUUAUGGUGAUCUUUUCUCUCAUUUUUUUUUUUUUUUUUUUUUUUAUAAUUUUUCAUGAUUAUUUUCUAAUGUACAUUUAUUUGGUGCAUUAAUUAAUAACUGAAUGUUGGUGAGAGAAAAUGAAAAACUUUGACAAAAUAUGCUUCAUCAGAGAGUAAAUCUAAUCUCAACAUAAUGUUAUGAAAUAUGACAUUUAAUAUCAAGGUGACAUUCAUGUUACUAAAGUCGCUUUUCAUUGGAUAAUCAUGACAUUUAUACAGUUUUAUAUACAUGGCUGCUGUUGAUUUAUGAAGAAAUAUCACUUUAUUCAUCUAAAAAUGAUGCUUGCUGUAUUAUAAAUUCAUUAUAAAUAUUUUUGACAGGUUAUAUAGCCGUAUAUAAACGGUUGUUUGCAGUACAACCCUCACCUAGCGGCUUGGGUUAUAUUUACAAACAACCAUUUAUAUAGGGCCAUAUAAUCUGUCAAAAAUAUUUAUAACUAAUAUUAUAAUUAUACUGAAAAGGAUAAAUUUUGUCAACACACCUUAUCUUAAUUUGAAGGUCAUACAAAUUUUGUUAACACACCUUGAGCAACAAUCAUGUUAAAGCAUAUAAUGUAUAGGGAAGAGAAGAGAAUAUAUGACAUUUUGUUUAUCAAGAUAUAAUGAAUGGAUUUCUGUAAAUUAUAACCCAUCAAGUGCUAAUUUAUCUGCCUUUCAUUGUCAUUUAUCUAUUCUAUGUGCAGUUUAAACUGACUGUUUUUUACAUAAUAACUUGCAACUUUUUUUUACAUUGUACAUGUUGUAUUUAUAUGUGUAAUUGAAUAAAAGUCUGAGCUUUUUUAAACAAACAA
Molecule: messenger RNA, 7304 nt
Organism: Ruditapes philippinarum (Manila clam)
Lineage: Eukaryota; Metazoa; Mollusca; Bivalvia; Venerida; Veneridae
Product: hepatocyte growth factor receptor-like
Exons: 22
Coding region: 1-3054 (1017 amino acids)
Biological process (GO): regulation of cell migration; protein phosphorylation; positive regulation of axonogenesis
Cellular component (GO): semaphorin receptor complex
Molecular function (GO): semaphorin receptor activity; ATP binding; protein kinase activity
Source: RefSeq, a predicted model, not a curated record